GGCGAUGGUGGGUGUGUGGAUUGGGGAGGGAGGGAUGGAGGAGGGAGAUGGGCAGAGCUGCGUGCAGCAGGCCCGGCAUGUAAUUUACACAGCCUCCAACUUUUAGCGGAGAAUGCGCGGCGCCGUGUAAGAAGACUUAACGCGGCUCAAGCUAUGGAACCCAACCCAAUCGAGUGGGUGGGGGCCCCGUGUGGAUCGCACGGACCUUACACCUUCUACAAAGCAUUCACGUUCCGACCCUGCUGCGGCGGGGGGGCCGUGCCCACUGCCGUGAGCCCCCUAGAGGCGGGGCCCGCCUCGGUGCCAGCCUGGCCCACCGCGGGGCCCGGCGCGGAGGGGCCCCGCGUGAGCAGCAGGAGGAGGAGGUGCGCCGACGACGAGGGUCGCCCGGGGGCCCCCCGCGUGCUGGCGCUGGGGGAGUUCUUCGCGCUGCGCUGGGCACCCGGCGAGCCGGCUUGCCUGGCCGAGCUGCAGCUGCUGUGGGAGGACAGCGGUCGUGGAGAGAUGCUCUCCAGCUCGCGUCUCUACUUCCAGCCAGAGGACACUGCCGGUGGACGAGCGGCCGAACAUGGACAAGACGAGCUGCUCGCCGUCUCCGAGAAGGUGGUGCUGCGCCUGCGGGACCUCGUGCGUUGGGCCUCGGGCGUCGAGCUGCCCCCCUGGGCCGGGGGCCCCUCGCCGGGCACCCGCGACGCCCCCUCCCCGCGCGGGGCCCACCGUCAGGGCCUCGCGUCGACGCGCGGGACGGCCGCGGUCUGCGGCCUCGACUUCGGCGACGUGGAGAAGGAGCGCGCGCAGCUCGGUGACUGCUACUGCCCGGCCGCCCUCAUCCUGGGCUUCCCGCAGUACUGCCGCUACCGCGCGCUGCUCAAGCGCCUGCACGAGCCCGGCAAGGCGCUAUCGGACCCCACCGCGCUGGCGCUGUGGGGGCUUGGGGUGCUGGGCCCCCCGCCGGCCUCCUCCCCCCCCACGUCUCCGCUGCAGCCGCCGCAGUUCCCCGUGUUCAAGGCGGGCGCCUCGGUGCGAGUCUUCUUCUGCCGAGAGACAUUCGAGCACCCGGGCCUGGUGGAGGAUGUCGCCGUGUGCCUGGAUUUUGCUCCGAACCUGAAGGGCCGUCCCCGGAAGAGACGCGCGCGGUUCGGACGCUCGGAUUCGCGGUGUCGCCGAGACUCGAGGAGCUCCACCGAGGAGCAGGAAACCAAGGGCAAGGUGAAGUCGGAGCUCAAAAACCACACGUGCGCCGACGGGCCCACGAGGCCGCGCGCCGCCAGCAAGUCCGGCGGCGGCGGCUCGUCCACCAGGACGGGCGCUGGCGACGGCGCCUCAAAGCCCAAGGCCGGCGGAGCCUGCCCCCCGGCCGGGGGCGCCACCGUGGCCGUCCCCGCCGCCACCGCCGCCGCUCUGUCUCUGGCCGCCACGCCGACCGCGGGGGCCGCGUCUCCGGGGGAGGGAGCGACCAACUCGGCCGCUCGCGUCACCGCGGCGACGGCUGCGGCGGCGUCCGCCACAGUCGUCACCGCGGCGGUUGCGGCGACGGCGGCGGCGGCGGCGGCGGCGGCGGUGACCGGCGGCGCGCAGGGGAAGGGCGAGAAGACGGCAGAGGAGGAGAACUUCCUGCGGGAGCUGCACGGGUUCAUGCGGACGCGCAAAACCCCCAUCGGCCGCAUCCCCAACCUCGGCUUCAAGCAGGUCGACCUGUGGGUGAUGUUCAGAGCGGUGCAGGAGCUCGGCGGCUACGAAGCGGUGACGUCACAGCGGCUCUGGAAGCAGAUCUACGACACACUGGGUGGAAACCGCGGCAGCACGAGCGCCGCCACGUGCACCCGGCGCCACUACGAGAGGCUCAUCCUUCCGUACGAGCGGCACGUGAAGGGCGAGGAGGACAAGCCGCUCCCUCCGCCGGUGAAGCCGCGGAAGCGGAGCGACGCCUCCUCCUCCUCCGGCGACAAGAAGAAGCAGCAGCAGAGCGAAGAGGAGGAGGAGGAGGAGGCGACGAUGACGGCGGAGGAGAAGGAAGAGCGCUUCCGGCGAUUGGAGUCCGACGCGGGUAACGCGGUCGCCGCGCCGGCGGGGGCGGCCGUCCGACGAGAGUCAGCCGACGGUGCCGUCAAGAGGCCGAGCGCGAUGGUGCUCAAGGACAAGGAGGUGAAGCGAGAGAGCGUGGAGCUCGCCACGCGGGCCCUCCACCCCGACUCGAAGGAGGACGGCCCGUCCGCCGUGCCGCUCGUCAGCGGCCUCGUCAUCCCGGAGCUCAAGAAGGAGUCGGCGAGCAUCCUCAAGGACGACUGGCUGCAGAGCGUUCUCAAGCGGCAGGCGGGCGCCGGCGAGCAGCGGGGCCUGGCCGUGGGCCACGCCGUGCCGGGCCUCCUGCAGGCCCGCACGGUGCAGGGCCACCUCGGCCACUUUGUCAACAACAUCAUCAUGUCGCAGUUCUCCGACUUCGGCCCCGCGCGCUGCGCCACCGACGCUGGCUCGGCCGCCCGCGAGGGCCAACCGCAGGCGGCCGACGACGGGGGCCCCGAGCUGAGCUCGCUCGCCGCCGAAGGAGGCCCCGCAAAGAACGGGAUGACGGCCGCGACCGGACUGGCGGCACCGUCGCCGCAGCCGGUGGCCGGCGCGGGCGGCGGCGGUAAUGGCGGCGGGCCGGGCGCGAUGUCGCCGCUCGCCCGUAAGAAGCUGCUGGCGCAGGUGAGCGCGAUGAAGCCGGUGGGAGCGGCGCCGCCGCUGGCGUUGCGCGGCGGCGGCGGCGCCGCCGACGCUCCCGACGCGCACUCUCCGCCGUCGCCCCUGAACGUCGCGGCCUCCUCUGGCAAGAGGCCGACCGUGAUCCAGCACGUGCAUCUGGGCACCGGCGCGGGCAGGGAGGCGGACGAGAUGCCGGGUUUCGACCCGGCACUCUCCUCCAAGGAGGUGAGCCGCCUGACCGAGUUCUACGGGAAGCACUUCACGCUGCCGUACCUCGCCCACCCCUUCAAUGCGGCGGCGCUGUCGGCGGAGAGCGCGCGGCACGACGCCGACGCCAGGGACUCGCUGCGGCACUCGCCGCGGUGCCGGGGCGAGCAGGAGGCCAGUCGGCGCAGGCCGGAGCUGGACGACCGCCUUCCGAGCUCGCCGCCGGCACUGCUGCGGUCGCCGCCGCCGCCGCAGACGGCGCGGGGUCCAGUGGCCGGGGCGCCGGCGGAGCCGUGCAGCGAUGACGAGCAGCCGACCGACCUCAGCCUGCGCAAGCCGGUGACGCCGCAGAAGCUUGCGUCGGGCACGAAGCCGGAGGCGGCGGCGCGGCCCAAGCCGCCCCCACCGGUGCCGUCGCCGGCGAUGGACGCGUCGAAGGUCAAGGGUCACCCAGUGUCGCCGGCCGUGCCGGAGUUCCUGAAGGCGAUGCCAUUCGCGUCGUUCCCCCUGAUCUCGCACGCGUUCUUCGACCUCAACCGCCUGUGCGGCGGCAUCGCCUCCAAGCAACAGCAGCAGCAGCAGCAGCAGUCCCAGCCGGGCGUCGCCGCCGGCGCCGGCCCGGUGUUCCUGGACAAAACCGUGGCCGCGAGGCAGCAGCAGAACGCCGAGCAGCCUCCCUCCGCUGGCGCCACGAGCCCCCGCAAACGGACGGCGUCUGAUGGCGGUGGUGGUGGCGGCAGCGGCGACGCGCCGAGCAAAAAACUCAAGACGGAGGGGGAGGCGCUGAGCUCCGCCGUGGCGCCGCAGUUCUACCUGAGCCCGUUCAGCAUGGCUCUGCUGCCGCAGACGAAGGCCGCGGUCGGCGACGCGGGUGGCGGUGGCGGCGCCAGCACCGUGACCUUCUCCGGCACCCACGACGGGCGCCUGCAACCCGUGCCGAUCCCCGAGCAGCUUCUGAAGGCGCGAGCCGCGGGCAUCCCCAUCCUGCCGGGGCUGCCGCUCAACCCCUUCCUGGUGCCGGCCACUUUUCAGGGGCGGCCGCUGCUGCUGCCGGCACCCGUGCGGCCGCAGGUGGCGUACGGGCGCGUGGCCCCGUCGCCCUCGUCACCGUCGGCGGUGUCGUCGUCCUCGUCCUCUUCUUCCUCCUCCACGUCCUCGUCCACCUCCUCGUCCACCUCCUCAUCGCCUACGCUGUCGCCCGCGUCGGUGUCGUACGAGGAGAUUCUGCACCGCAGCCGACUGGCCUACGCCGCCAUGGUGCACUCUCCGCUCAUUUACCCCAACGGCAGGAUGUGAGGGAGCAGCGCGCCAGGCCUGGGCGGGCGGGCACGGGGGUGGGGGGGCGGGGGGCGGUUUGGGGGGGCCGCUGGCCCAUCCAAUAAACGAUGACCUCUUUGAUGAACCGGUUGGUUCCCCCGCGCUCGCUCGCUCGCUCGCCGGAUGUGCCGGCCCGGAGCGACGGUGGUCCCCAAACUUGCGAUCAUUUCACUCGUCCGUCGUACUGCACUGGCUCAUUUUUUUAAAGAAGAAAAAAGAAUGAAAUUACGGAAAGAAAAAAAUUACUUCAUGAAGUUCAUGGCUAAUGCUGGUAUGUGAAUUUUUCACGGGCUGCGCACUGAAGAUUUUUUUAUAGGUAAUUUGGCCGACUCUAACGCUCUCACGAGGAACUCGGUUACAGACCCAUCUAUUUUUCUAAACAAACCUCAGACUUUAGGCAAGGACCUCCAUCCGCAAGCUCAAGAUAACCGCUGUGUCCUUCGUAAGAAGUAUAAACUGCAAACCUCUCUCCCAUUGGAGGAAUAUUAACAGAGUAUUUUCCAUGCACGAUCAAAGAUAAUUCUGUGAAUACAGCAACUUCUUGUGCCAUCUUUUCUGCCCAGCAUGACAAGACAAAACCACAUGCACACACACACACGCACGAACACACGCACAAACACACGCACGAACACACGCGCACACUCUCUUGUUCUGCGUCAGAACGAGAGCGAUGCCAGUUUCACCAAUUCUUUUUUUUCCCCAUUCGUACCCGACGCAAAACGCCAUCGCAAUGUGAACCACCCCUCGAUGCGUAACUGGUAGUACUACUGACAAGCGGUGGAACCGAUACGUUUUUGCUGACGAGUUAAGGAAAACAUUCCGCGGCGGGAUGAUGUUUUAGUUUCAUCGCGUGGGGAGCUCUUUGGCGGAUUUGCGUGCAAGGUGCGCGUUCUCUGCGAUCGAGCCGAGCGUUGCCUUAAAACGAGAGCGGGUGGCAGCUACGAUAGAAAACCUACAGCAGGGAGGCACGCGUGUGUGUGCGCGCCUGGGUCUUGCUGUUACGCUGGUCGGAGGAGAUUUCAAAAAUGUCCUUCCAUGAAAAUAAUAAUGAGCUGUACAUUUGGCAGGCUUUCUUCUUAACACUGGCUUCAAACGGGGGGAAAAAAACGGACGUAUUUUUUAUAACUAUUUCUCUAUGUAGAAAAACAAAUGUAUUUACAAAUUUGCAAAUGUUAACUGACGACGCAAAUAUCUAUAUGUAUGUGUGUAUAUAUAUAUAAAACGAUUACUGCGUUACUGUACUUGUAAAAGAAACCACACAUUUGUUUUCAUCACGGCGCAGCGAUGGCACGUUCGCCACUUGCCGCAGAGGUUCGCGGUUCGAAUUACGGUGGCCGUACUGGUAAAUACUGCGGUGUAUAUUGACCGGAGUAACAAUACUGUACUACGUGCGACGUCUUCUUCACUCACAGCUGGCGUUAAAAAUGCCGACCUGGACGUCAUUCGCAAGAGUAGGCAAUUGUGUGCCGAAGUCUGGGUCCAAAUUUGACCAAAUGCGCAAAUUACGCCGCAGUCACUCAAUUGGAAUGAUACAUAGCAGUAAUCAUCGCCCCCUACUCACCAGACUAAUGCCCCAGUCGUUCUUGCAAAUGAAACCACUAUCCUGGUCUCCGGAGUUCUCACCUGGUACCUGGGUAAACAAAAUGAACUUAACGCGAUCCGUCGACGGCGGUGGCAGCCCGUGGCGAAUGACCUUGGCUGACCAAUCACACGACUGUGGGAGUAAAUCACGUGAUGCACUGCCAGUUACCUCCCCAUCCUUUUUUUUUGUCGUCUAGAAAUUCCUUUACUCUUUAAUUAGCUUCAGGCGCGUGUGCGCGCGGAGUCGGUCGGUCCGUUUUCUCUUUGCGUUUCGUUUGCGUUUACUGUAAUUUUAACAAAUUUACUAAACAUAUAAUACUUUAGCCGUUAAUGGCGCGGUGCUGUUUGCCUGACAUCCCAUUUAUAAACCCCCACUUGUCCGCCUGGGUGGGUUCAGGCCGAAUGCCGAUUUGGUGCUUCUUUUGGUGAGAUUUCGUCGGCUUUCUUGAUUUUCACAGAGUGGGGGGGAGCUCGUGGCGGGGGGACGGACGUCAACUUGGCUCCGUCGCUCUGUGGAGCCUCCCCUCCCGGCCCUCUCCCGCGUGGUGUGGAACGACGUGAGAUCAUCCCAGGAGGGUUCUCCCGAUGGGGGUUUUUUUGUUGUUGCGACGUUUCCAUUGCCGUGCCAACUCUCGCAAACCAUGUUCCCGUAGUUUCUCUCUUUUUUUUCCCAUCGCUCACCUCAUUGGGGAAAAAAGUAUGUUAAAGAUAUAUAUACGUGUGUGUGUGUUUUAUCGGUUCUUUUGAUGCGUCCAUACUCUCAGACUGAUGAGAUGUAAUUAUUGUUUGUUUUUUAUUAUUUAAGGUUUUUUUUUUCGUCUUACAAAUACAAACUCUACACACUUUAUUAUCAUGUUAUCUGCACGCAAAGUAGCGCACGUAUUUUACAGUACGGACAUUGUAAUGUAUUUCCACUUAUUUCUACGUGUGUGUGUGUGCGCGUGUACGCUGUGUACAUUUGCUUUCAAAAACAAGUUUUGCUGUUUUAAUCGUUUUAGACGUUACAAGUUAUUAUUGAACUGUAUCCCUCAAACUGGCAGUUUAACACGUAUUCACCAACAUCUUACAUGAGUUUGCCAGAUGAUGUUAUUGGUCAAUUAUGUUCUGGUUGUUAUCGACGACGAUGAUGACGGUGAUGAAAACUGUGCCUAACAACUGCAGUUCACUUUUUAUUUUUAAACCUGUGUCGGCUUCUAAUUAAACAAAAAAAUAUUCUUGAAACUGA
Messenger RNA from Petromyzon marinus (sea lamprey), 7015 nucleotides. RefSeq lists its product as uncharacterized. NCBI's taxonomy places the organism in Eukaryota, Metazoa, Chordata, Hyperoartia, Petromyzontiformes, Petromyzontidae. The record is from RefSeq and is a predicted model, not a curated record. Gene Ontology annotation, cellular component: nucleus. Gene Ontology annotation, biological process: regulation of transcription by RNA polymerase II. Gene Ontology annotation, molecular function: transcription cis-regulatory region binding.